UUUUGAUUUAGUCAGAGAUGGGGUUAGUUAAAUAUGUCAAUAAAUAACCAGUCUUUAUUUUACCCGAAGAGGACAAGGUGCAGCAUCGGCUUAGUACUUUGAUUUAGUCUAAGAUAAAUGACUGAGUGAGAUAGGCUACCAGUAAGUGACCAUGGACAAAACAGAUAUUCUAAAACCUUUAAUGGAUGUUGGUCUGGGUCCACUUAUUUUAGAUGGUGGACUGGCAACAGAACUGGAAUCAACAGGUUGUAAAUUACAGGGAGAUCCUUUAUGGAGUGCAAGGCUGCUACAUACGAACCCACAGGCUAUUAAAGAUGCUCAUUACAGGUUCCUGUGUGCUGGUGCCGAUGUGAUAACGACAGCCACGUACCAGGCUAGCGUUGAGGGCUUCACCAGGCACCUGGACAUCACCCCUGAACAGGCCAACCAACUGAUCAUGUCAGGAGUGACUCUGGCCAGAGAGACUGUCAAACACUUUAUGACUGACCAGCCUCCCUCAGAUCGCAGGGUGCCUCUGGUGGCAGGCUCUGUUGGACCUUACGGAGCGUUUCUGCACAACGGCUCGGAGUACACUGGCGCUUACGCUGCGGAGAUGAGUGUUGAGGAACUGAAAGCCUGGCACCGCCCCCAGGUCCACUGCCUAGUUGCAGCAGGGGCCGAUCUCAUUGCCAUGGAAACCAUCCCAAGCGUGAAGGAGGCAGAAGCUCUGGUGGAGCUGCUCAGAGAGUUUCCAGAUUGUAAAGCAUGGCUCGCCUUCUCCUGUAAGGAUGGACAGUGUAUAUCUGACAGCAGUCGUUUCUCUGAGGCGGUCCAGUUGGCCAGUAGGUCCGGUCAGUUGGUGGCUGUAGGGGUGAACUGCUGUCCUCCAGGCCUGGUCAAGCCCCUCCUAGACUCAGCCAGGACACAGAGGAGACCAGGCCUCAGCUGGGUGGUCUACCCCAACAGUGGAGAGGAGUGGGAUACAUACUCUGGGUGGAGAAAACCAGAGAAUAGAAUAUCAUCAAUAGCUGAACUGAGUCUGGAGUGGAUGAAACAAGGGUCUGCACUUAUAGGAGGGUGUUGCCGCAUCAGUCCUGCCCACAUAGCGGAGCUACGAAGACAGAUACAUGGAAACAUGUCUGGCUCCGAUGCUUCACAGCAUGGACAGGGAAGACCUAACAAGGAAUGAGCUUACAGGGAAGACCUUACAGGGAAUGAGCUUACAUGGAAGACCUUACAGGGAAGACCUUACAGGGAAUGAGCUCUUAUUGCUGUUAUGUAAUCACACAGUCAGAUUAUGCAGUUAAUCACUAUUUUAAAAUGACUCUUUUGAUAUGCGUUUAUAUAAAUGAAUUAUUAACCCUCA
This is a messenger RNA of Coregonus clupeaformis (lake whitefish), 1345 nucleotides long. RefSeq lists its product as uncharacterized. Bases 152 to 1168 code for a protein of 338 amino acids. The transcript has 8 exons. Gene Ontology annotation, biological process: S-methylmethionine cycle. Gene Ontology annotation, molecular function: S-adenosylmethionine-homocysteine S-methyltransferase activity; zinc ion binding. NCBI's taxonomy places the organism in Eukaryota, Metazoa, Chordata, Actinopteri, Salmoniformes, Salmonidae. The record is from RefSeq and is a predicted model, not a curated record.